CUUCCUGUUGUUGUUUUGAGUCCGUCACUGAUACGAAGAAACAGCUUCUUUUUAUGUCAUUCUCAGCGAACAUUUCUUCUUAAUCUCUUGUUUUGCGGUUUGAACAGGCUAUAAUGCCGCUGUCGGAUAGGUCGAGCGCUGACAGCGUCGACAGCGCCCGGACUCCUCGGGCCAGGAGACCGCGGACUCGCUCCCGCAGCCGGAGCCGAAGCAACAGCCGCGGCCGGAGGAGGAGUCUGUCCCCAGAUAGUUUUGGGCCCAAACUCCCGAAGCCGCGCAACAAGGAGAGGGAACGAGAGGAACGAGAGCGUCGAUUCCGAGAGGCCAGAAACCUAAAACGGAUUCGGAUCGGAAGUCCCCGACGCAGUCGGUCCCGAUCCAGAGAACGCCACAACAACCACUGGUCCGAGCAGCGGGACUCCGGCGGCAAACACGGCGGCUUCAGGGACGAAUACGAAUACGACUACGACUACGAGCAGGAACGGUACGAUGCUCAGCGACAGAGACAAGAGGCCUUCAUGGCUCGGCGUCUGCAAGAGAGAGAGAGGAUCGGGGACUUGGGUUGUCCUGAAGUUUGGGGAUAUUCACCAAGAGUGAAAGAACCUGACUCUGAUGAAUUCACACCAGUUGAAAAUGAGAAGAACAGCAGUUCAGAGUCCAGCUCAGAGGAAGAAAAGAAGAAGAAAAAGAAGAAAAAGAAAUCCAAGAAAAAGAGGAACAAAAAACUCUCAGAGGACAGCGAGUUAGAGUCAGACUCCAGUGAGGAAGAAAUAAAAAAGAAGAAGAAAAGGAAGAGUAAAAAGUCCAAGAAAUCUAAGAAGAAGAAGAAAAAGAUCCACAAGGAGUCCAGUGACUCCAGCAGUGGAGAGUCUGAGGAGGAAGAGGAGGACGUCAGUGGUGUGAUGUGGGUGGAGAAAACCUGCGUAGAUGAGAACCUGGUUGGCCCUGAGGCACCGCUGACCCAUCUGUCCCAGGACGACAGGCCUUUGAACUUCGGUCAUGCGCUGUUGCCAGGUGAAGGUGCAGCUAUGGCUGAGUAUGUGAAAGCAGGGAAACGUAUUCCCAGAAGAGGAGAGAUUGGUCUCACCAGUGAGGAGAUCGCAAACUUUGAGAAGUCUGGUUAUGUGAUGAGCGGCAGCAGACAUCGACGAAUGGAGGCUGUCCGUUUGAGAAAAGAGAACCAGAUCUACAGUGCCGAUGAGAAGAGAGCUCUGGCAUCCUUCGGACAGGAAGAAAGGAGGAAAAGGGAAGCAAAGAUCCUGUCAAGCUUCAGAGAAAUGGUUUCGAGAAAAACAAAAGGCAAGGAAGAGAAGUAACAGGCACAUUUCUACUGCAUUUGGAAUGUUGGAGAUCUUUUGAUCCGCAUUUCCUUUUUUCACUCAGAGUAUUUGCAGCUUUUGGAUAGGUUUUAUGCUUUAGAAUUUUUGGGAAGAAAUAUUAAGUUGCUUGUGUAAUGUUUUGAGGAAUCGGUGUGUAUCAUUGUGUCAAAUGUGUACAUAAAGUUCUAAUGACCACACAGUUUCUUUUAACUGUAAAAAGUUAACUGUAUGAAGCACCUCACCUUGUCCUUUUAGUUUGAAUUUGUUGUACAUUUGAAAAUUAAA
Molecule: messenger RNA, 1604 nt
Organism: Thalassophryne amazonica
Lineage: Eukaryota; Metazoa; Chordata; Actinopteri; Batrachoidiformes; Batrachoididae
Gene: nkap
Product: NFKB activating protein
Exons: 8
Coding region: 114-1316 (400 amino acids)
Biological process (GO): regulation of gene expression
Cellular component (GO): nucleus
Molecular function (GO): chromatin binding
Source: RefSeq, a predicted model, not a curated record